Linum trigynum is the source of this 2993-nucleotide messenger RNA. The record is from the annotation of a GenBank genome assembly. NCBI's taxonomy places the organism in Eukaryota, Viridiplantae, Streptophyta, Magnoliopsida, Malpighiales, Linaceae.
UUCCUGAGACACUUUCAUAGUAGCUGUUCUACAAGCACCACCAUAAAAGCAGGCAGCGGCAAGAAGCAACAGCACAAUAGGAACACAUUGAUCGGGAUAACAUACGAUUUAGGGCGAGUAGACCAUGUUUAUCUGCUUAAAAACACAAUGAACUCUUCUAAGCAUUCCUGUAUUAUCCCAUCCAAAGUAAAGUCAUGUUCUUGCUUUCUGUAACUACUCAACGCAGGAACCAAACGAGACAAAAAAUUGGCACAAAGAUUUGGAAUUUGGCAAACAGGAUUCUAAAUUGCUCAAACUGCCAGUCGAAGGAUCCCCAUUAAAAAUUGAUCAGGAACCCACUUCAAAACUCGGCUCAUUCGGUUUUUCCACAAAAGAAAUCAAACAUAAGUUAUACAACAAAGUGGAUAUGGAAGAUGGAGAUGAAUCACCGGAAUCUAACAGAAGAAGGAGAAUUGGGAGGAAGCUUACAUGGAAAUUGGUGUUUGCGGGGUCGCGGAGUCCGUCGGCGGCAGCGUUUACAACCGGAGGGAUUCCGGUGAGAAGACUCAUGGCUGCGGUUGCUUGACGUGAUCAUUCAUUGAAGAGCCGUGGCAGAGAAAGCUGGUGGGUUUGGUUGUCCAACUUCACGCACCUUACAAUAUAUUUCCCUUUUCCAAACGAUACCCGCCGCAAUUCAAACAUCUCCAAUCUUCCUUAUUAGUUAAAUCUCUUUAUCCAAAUCGGGAUUAUUAGUAGCUAAACCAAUACACACCGAUCAGAAGCUGAUGCAAACAGAAAAAAGGGGUCACAAUCUUAGGUUGCUUACCUUUGGUGGGAAGAUUUGGUGCAGUUGAAGUAGGAAAGAGGGUUUUGCUUGCUUGCUUGCUGCUGCGUGUAGUUUAUAGGUGAGGUGCUGAUGUCUAUAUCUCCAUCCGCUUUGCUUACUCGAGAAACAACAAGAAGACGAAGGAAGUUAGGAGGAGGCGACCAACUUGGAAACCAAGUUAAAGGUUGCUGCUGAUGCUGCUGCUGUGGGAGGGACGCCAGAGCAGAAGGUGUGCGGUUGAUUCUUGGUCACCAUCUGAAACCCAACCCUUCACCUUCCUGUCCUUUUCUCCCCAACUCUUCUCUCUUGCUAUAAACCCGUUACCAUUUCCCUCCUUCUGCAAAUAUUUCUGGGUUAUAUAGUUUGUUCAAAUUUACCCACUUGGGUUUUCUGGGUUACGAGCUUUUUUGGAGUUCUGUGGAAGUUGUGGAAAUUGGCGGAGGAUUUGGGAGUGCCUUGUUGGUGUUCGAUCUUUUGCCUCAAAGAGUGCUCAUGGUUUAUCUAUGGCGUGGCGCCACUCAGAUGGGGCCUCACUCUUGUAUUUUGUGAGUGUUUUUCGUUAGAGUCGUCACAUAAACUUCAUGUUGCUAUUCAGUUAAAUUCCAAACUACCCUCCCCUCACCCAGGACGUGUUCUUGCUUACCCAAAAAGAAAUCAAGGAAAGAAAUAGAAAGCUGCCAUUUUCCCCUCCUACGCUCACCAGAUCAUCUUUCUUCUCUUCUUUUAGCUAUUUGAGCUGUUCCAGAGCCUGCCCAUUUUCUGAAAGAUGAGAAUGAAUAUGAGGUACCCUUUUACAGUAGGUUCAUUGUAUAACUCAUCAGGCUCUGCAACUCCAUACGCAUCAAAUUCUCAAGCUGGAGAAGGAGAUGUAAGCGGCAUCAGAAACAGGCCUUCUCGUUCCCCUCCUACCUCGUUCUUGAUACGAGUUGCGAUGAGGGUUUCAAGGGCUAGAUGGUUCAGCUUUCUGAGGAGGGUCUUCCACUACCAGAAUGGCUCAAGGUCCGAUCUCGACACCAACCCUUUCAAUUCCAGGACCUGGAUGUUGCUGGAGCUUGUAGCUUUGAUCCUUCAGCUCGCCGUGAGUGGCUUCACUCUGUCGGUUUCCAAAACAGAGAAGCCUGUUUGGCCCAUGAGAAUUUGGAUAGUUGGUUACGACAUUGGCUGCGCACUCAACUUGCUCUUGCUCUACGGUCGAUUCAGACAACUCUACCGCUCACAUGGAGAAGAAGGCUUUCCACUUCCCGAUCUUGAGCAGCAGAGAAUCAACGAGUCCAGUAGCGACGUGUACCGGUGCACCCACUUGAUGAACAAAUGUCGGACGUCGCUUGAGCUAUUCUUUGCAAUCUGGUUUGUUAUGGGGAACGUCUGGAUAUUCGACUCAAGAUUCGGGUCGAUCAACCGAGCUCCAAAGCUCAAUGUGCUUUGCGUCUCCCUCCUAGCAUGGAACGCAGUCUGCUACUCAUUCCCCUUCCUGUUGUUCUUGCUCCUGUGUUGCUGUGUCCCUCUCAUCAGCACCUUCCUUGGCUACAACAUGAACAUGGGCUCUGCUGACAGAGCUGCCUCCGAUGACCAAAUCUCCAGCCUCCCAAGUUGGAAUUACAAAAGUCUCGAUGACGACGAAAAGGAAGAUGAAAAUUCCAAUCCAACCCCUGCAAGUGAGGAAUGUUGCAUUUGUCUAGCAAAAUACAAAGACAAGGAAGAAGUAAGACAACUUCCAUGUUUACAUAUGUUUCACUUGAAAUGCGUGGAUCAAUGGCUCAGGAUCAUAUCAUGUUGCCCUCUCUGCAAACAAGAACUGAAGAGAUGACAAAAGAGUCAUUCAUCAAUAUGCCUCCUUCCUUCUACGUUCGUAUCAAUGAUAUCAGUUCUCUUGUAUUUAUUCUCUUCUGUUUUUUUCCCCCUCGGGGUUCAUGUCCCUAAUUCGACGAUCGAUAUUAAUUUUUCGGAUGCAUUUUACGUGAAGAGAGGAGCGAAGAUUGGUUACGAGAGUGAGAGAGCUGGCUAGAGAGCUAAAGGCUUUGCUUGCAUGUAUAUUGAAGCAAGCUCACCAGUAGCCAUUUGUUACUACUCUCUGCAUGUUUUCUUAUGAGAAGAAAUCUCAUUUUACUGUAUACAGGCAGGCCAAAUUCAAUGUAUGGCAGUUUUAAUGAUGCAGUCUUUGAAUGACAGUGCCUACAAUAUUAAUGCC